GGAGGGACUGGGAGCCAGAAGCUCGGCAUGGCUGACGACGUGGGCCUAGAGACCCAACUGUGUUCCGAGCAGUUCGGGUCUGGGGAGGCACGGGGCUGCCGGGCCGCCGCGGAUGGGAGCCUGCAGUGGGAGGUCGGGGGCUGGCGCUGGUGGGGGCUCUCCAGGGCCUUCACGGUCAAACCCGAAAGACGAGAUGCGGGCGAAGUGGGGGCUCCCAGGGCCGCCUCACCACCCCUCUCCGGGCUCCAGGCCGUGUUCCUGCCGCAGGGCUUCCCUGAUAGCGUCAGCCCGGACUAUUUGCCCUACCAACUGUGGGAUUCCGUGCAGGCGUUUGCUUCCAGCCUCUCCGGCUCCCUGGCCACCCAGGCAGUCUUGCUGGGCAUAGGGGUGGGGAACGCAAAAGCCACUGUUUCAGCUGCCACGGCCACCUGGCUCGUGAAAGGUGAGCUGCACCCCCGGAGCCCCACAUUGCAUGAGAAUGCGAUUGAUUGA
Messenger RNA from Mandrillus leucophaeus (drill), 492 nucleotides. RefSeq names its product RUS1 family protein C16orf58-like. Lineage: Eukaryota; Metazoa; Chordata; Mammalia; Primates; Cercopithecidae. The transcript is spliced from 3 exons. Bases 28 to 492 code for a protein of 154 amino acids. The record is from RefSeq and is a predicted model, not a curated record.